Hirundo rustica (Barn swallow) is the source of this 2668-nucleotide messenger RNA. RefSeq names its product acyl-CoA synthetase family member 3 (gene ACSF3). The record is from RefSeq and is a predicted model, not a curated record. Gene Ontology annotation, molecular function: medium-chain fatty acid-CoA ligase activity. Gene Ontology annotation, biological process: fatty acid metabolic process. The transcript has 10 exons. NCBI's taxonomy places the organism in Eukaryota, Metazoa, Chordata, Aves, Passeriformes, Hirundinidae. Bases 1 to 1959 code for a protein of 652 amino acids.
AUGUCCCCGGGAUGUCCCAAAGCCGGGGUGAGCCGGGACCUGCCGCCCUCGGCCCGGUGCGCUCGGACCCGGCCCUCCUUCCGUGCGGGCCCCGCGGCUGCGGCGCCUCCGUGCCCGCGGCACCUCGGGAACGGCGGGGCGAGGGUUUUCCCCUUUUCCUGCUCGGGGAGGUGCCGAUCGCUUCAGCCGGGCCGUGCUGGCAGGAUGCUGCUCCCCCUGCUCUCCCCGCAGCUGUGCCGGCCCCUCCACUGCCUCCUGCGGGACGUGUCCCGCUGCAGGUGGCACGGGCAGGGGGCUGCCUGUCCCCACAGGGCUCUGCACACAGCCUGGGCCGCCUGCAGCGGUGACAUCACCCCUGUGUUCACCAGGGCUCUGGCUUUCGGGGACAGAGUGGCCAUCGUCGACCAGAACGGGGAGCACACGUACGGGGACCUGCUGGGCCGGAGCCUCCGCUUAUCCCGGGAGAUCUGCGGGCUCCUGCGGUGCCCCAGCGGGGACCUGAAGGAAGAGAGGAUCUCCUUCCUGUGCCCCAACGAUGCCUCCUACGUGGUGGCCCAGUGGGCUUCGUGGAUGAGCGGGGCCAUAGCGGUGCCCCUGUACAGGAAACACCCCGUGCCCGAGCUGGAAUACGUGAUCCAGGAUUCCCAGAGCGCUCUGGUCGUCGCGGCCGAGGAGCUGGCGGGGAAAAUAACCCCCAGUGCCAAGAGGCUGGGAGUGCCCGUGCUGCCCCUUCCCAGCUCCGGUGGGGAUGGAUCCUCCAGCCCCGCAGCCACGGAGGAGGGGCCCUUGCCAAGCUGUUCCUCGUGGAAGGACAGAGGGGCCAUGAUCAUCUACACCAGCGGGACAACGGGCCGGCCCAAGGGUGUCCUCAGCACCCACGAGAACGUGCAGGCCGUGACCACGGGGCUGGUUGAGAAGUGGGAGUGGAAGAAGGAGGAUGUGAUCCUGCACGUGCUGCCCCUGCACCACGUCCACGGCGUGAUCAAUAAGCUGCUGUGCCCGCUGUGGGUGGGAGCCACGUGCGUCAUGUUCCCGGAAUUCAACGUGCACAUGGUGUGGAAGAAGCUCCUGAGCUCCCAAGCUCCCCGUGUCAGUGUGUUCAUGGCAGUGCCCACCAUCUAUGCCAAGCUGAUGGAAUAUUACGACCAGCAUUUCACCCAGCCCCAAGUGCAGGAUUUCGUGCGUGCCUUUUGCCAGGAGAACAUCAGGUUAAUGGUGUCAGGCUCAGCAGCCCUGCCUGUGCCUGUCCUGGAGAAGUGGAAGAGCAUCACGGGGCACACCUUGCUGGAGAGGUACGGGAUGACUGAGAUUGGCAUGGCGCUUUCUAACCCUUUGCAUGGAGUCCGUGUCCCAGGUUCCGUGGGCACGCCGCUGCCCGGCGUGGAAGUGCGCAUCGCCAGCGAGACCCUGAGGGACGGCGCUCGGUCCUACACCGUCCACGCCCAGGGGGAUGAGAACAGCACACAGGUGACGCCGGGCCUGGAGGGACAGGAGGGGGAGCUGCUGGUGAAGGGCCCCUCGGUGUUCCGCGAGUACUGGAACAGACCCAAGGAAACGGCCGACGCCUUCACGCCCGACGGAUGGUUCCGGACAGGAGACACGGCGGCGUUCAAGGAUGGAGUGUACUGGAUCAAGGGCCGCACCUCCGUGGACAUCAUCAAAAACGGAGGGUUUAAAGUCAGCGCGCUGGAGGUGGAGCGUCACCUCCUCACACACCCCCACAUCACAGACGUGGCGGUGAUCGGGCCCCCGGACGCGGUGUGGGGACAGCGGGUCAGCGCCGUGGUGAGGCUGCGCAGGGGGGAGAUGCUCUCCGUGAGGGACCUGAAGGAAUGGGCCAGGGACACCAUGGCUCCCUACGCCAUCCCCACAGAGCUGAUCGUGGUGGAGGAGAUCCCGCGCAACCAGAUGGGCAAAGUCAACAAGAAGGAGCUCCUGAAGCGCUUUUACCCGGCCUAGUGCCCGCCUGGGGGGGCUUGGCCCUGAUCCACGGCUGGCUGCAGCCUGGUCCUUAAAUAAUAUCCAGUAAAAGUAGGAGUUUUCCUGCCUGGCUGAGCUGAGCUGGAGCUGCAGUUAGGGUUUCCUUGUGUGGGAGCCCUUUGCAGGAGUCACAGAAUCCCAGAACGGUUUGGGUUGGAAGGGACCUUAAAGCCCAUCCAGUGCCACCCCUGCCAUGGGCAGGGACACCUUCCACUACCCCAGGGUGCUCCAAGCCUCAUCCAGCCUGGCCUUGGACAUUUCUGGGGAUCCAGGGGCAGCCACACCUGCCUCAGCAUCCCUCACAGGGAAUGAUUUCCCAGCAGAAAUAAAGAAUAAAUUCAAAAUCACAUAUAAAUACUGACUCUAUUGAUAAAUCCCACCUUUAUCUGUGGAAGUUUGUCCCUGUUUGACUCCACACGUGAGCUGCCAGCCCCGGGGGUCGAUAAUGCCAGAGGGGACGGCGUUGGGCAGCCACCAUCCAUCUGGUCUGAUGCUGCCCAGUGCCGAGGGGGUGACAGGGAGCUCCAGCUUUUCCCAGCAGCUCAUGGGGCUCUGGAAGCACCAAGGAGGAGCACAAAUAAUUACAGGCAUUCCUUUGUUAGGGUCACUAGAGCCCCAAAAAUCUGGGAGGACGUGGAGAGAACGUGGAAAGGACCAUGGAGGGGACCGUGAUGAGCACAUGGUGCUG